Messenger RNA from Paralichthys olivaceus (Japanese flounder), 2295 nucleotides. Lineage: Eukaryota; Metazoa; Chordata; Actinopteri; Pleuronectiformes; Paralichthyidae. The record is from RefSeq and is a predicted model, not a curated record.
CAACAUUUCAGGACUCUUGGCUUGUUGGUCAAGCGUCUGGAGAGGGGAGGGAAGGCCGAGCAGCAGGGCCUCUUCCAGGAGAACGACUGUAUCGUCCGUAUCAAUAACGGAGACCUGCGAAACAUCCGAUUUGAACAAGCCCAGAACAUGUUCCGUCAGGCCAUGCGCUCUCCGGUCAUCAUGUUCCACGUGGUGCCAUCGUCCAUGAAGGCCCACUACGAGCAGCUGUCCCACACAGAGAAGAACCCGGCGUACUUCUCGGGUCGUUUUAGCCCCGACUCCGUGAGCGGCAGCACCGUCUCCGGGAUGGACCACACGCCGCAGAGGAUGUCCCGACACGGUUCCCAAACCCACCCGCACUCCCAUCCGCAUCCUCAUUCCCACGCUCAUCCGGAACAGAAUGACGGCUACCCACCUCUGACGCACCCGGCGGUGUCUGCGGCCAAGCCUCCGACGGGUCACACCCACUCACCGCAGAGGGGGCUGAAUGCCACGCCAACGGGGGGGUAUGCCAAAAAGGUCGGGAGGAGGCUCAACAUCCAGCUAAAGAAAGGUCCCGAGGGACUCGGCUUCAGUAUCACGUCACGGGACGUCCCCAUCGGCGGCUCGGCACCCAUCUACGUAAAGAACAUACUGCCUCGGGGAGCUGCCAUCCAAGAUGGACGCCUCAAGGCAGGAGACAGGUUGCUGGAGGUGAAUGGUGUGGACCUAAAUGGGCGGACCCAGGAGGAGGUGGUCUCUCUGCUCAGGGCCACGCCCAUGGGUGGUGCCGUCGGGCUGCUGAUCCUCCGCCAGGAAGACACCUUCCUCCCCCGAGAAGUGAACGCUGAGCCCCAGAUGCAAAGCCCCAGAGAUUCGCAACCAAGGCAGCCGGUGAUAGCCGGGAAACCCCAUUGGCUGAUUGAGAAGACGGAGGAGGAUGAACUGGUCCUGACUCCAGAUGGGACCAGGGAGUUCCUGACCUUUGAGAUCCCCCUCAGCGACUCGGGUUCAGCAGGUCUGGGUGUCAGCGUCAAAGGCAACCGCUCCAAGGAGAACCACGCUGACCUGGGCAUCUUUGUCAAAUCCAUCAUCAACGGAGGGGCAGCCUGUAAGGACGGGCGGCUUUGCGUGAACGACCAGUUGAUCGCUGUCAACGGCGAGUCGCUCUUGGGCAAAACCAACCAAGAUGCCAUGGAGACGCUGCGCAAGUCCAUGUCAACGGAGGGCAACAAACGUGGGAUGAUCCAGCUCAUUGUGGCCAGACGAGUGGCCAAAAGAAACGAGGAGACACCAGGCAGCCCGCUGGGACCCCAGCAGACCAUGAACACCUCUCUGGACGACCACGAGCGCAGAAUCUCUCACUCCCUGUACGGUGGCCUGGAGGGUCUCGAUGACAACUUGAUGCCACGACAAGGAAUGAUGCCGCGCACCAUAGGAAACUACCAGCUCUCACCGACCGUCAACAUGCCACAGAACGACACCGUGAUCAUCGAGGACGACCGGCCGCCGCUCCUCCCGCCUCACCUCUCCGACCAGUCGUCAUCCAGCUCCCACGACGACGUGGGCUUCACGGCUGACACGACGCCUCCGUGGGCCAAAGCGCCGCCCGCUCAGAAUGACAGCUCCGUGAUUCCAGAUGAAAAUAAUCCAGAUGGUGCGUUCCGGAGGGAAGGCUUUGGCCGACAGAGCAUGUCGGAGAAACGCACCAAGCAGUUCGGAGACGCCUCGCAGCUGGAGAUCAUCAAAACACGCAAGUCCAAGAGCAUGGAUCUAGUAGCCGAUGAGAUUAACCUCACCCCUCGUCCUGAGAUCGACGCAGGUUCCUCCACAAAGGAUGUGGGCCCCUCGCUCGGCCUAAAGAAGUCCAGCUCUCUCGAGAGCCUGCAGACAGCUGUUGCCGAGGUAACGCUCAACGGCGACCUCCCCUUCCACAGGCCACGCCCCCGCAUCAUCCGGGGGCGUGGCUGCAACGAGAGCUUCAGGGCCGCCAUCGACAAGUCCUACGACCGACCGGCCCCGACGGAGGAGGACGACGAGGGCAUGGAGACGCUGGAGGAGGACACGGAGGAGAGUUCACGCUCAGGAAGAGACUCUGUGUCCACGAUGGCCGACCAGACGCCGCUCUCUGGCACAGAGAAGCCCCUGGUCAACGGCACCAACCGCACCAAAGAGGAGAAGAAGAAGGACAAAGAGAAGGGAGGGAAGGAGAAGAAGAAGCAUGAGGGAGGGAAGGAGAAAGACAAAGGAGAAAAAGGAGACAAGGGAAAAGCCAAGAAGGGCAUGCUGAAGGGACUCGGAGACAUGUUCAGGUGA